Adineta ricciae is the source of this 975-nucleotide messenger RNA. The record is from the annotation of a GenBank genome assembly. Lineage: Eukaryota; Metazoa; Rotifera; Eurotatoria; Adinetida; Adinetidae.
AUGGCAUCACCAUCCGCGUCAGCAACCAAAAAACGAUCCGAGGAUAAUGAACAAACUCAGCCAUCAUUGAAGAACCUUGGUACUAAACCACAAACGGGCACUGGUGCUAAUAUUGUUCUUCUUGGACCUCCAGGCAGUGGCAAAGGAACACAAAGUACUCGAUUAAGUGAACAUUAUAAAAUCUGUCAAUUGUCAACAGGAGAUUUACUUCGUCAGGCUACUCAAGACGCAUCAUCUCCAGAAGGCAAACGAAUUCGUCAAACGAUGGAAGCUGGCGGUCUCGUUGAUGAUCAUAUUGUCAUGUCGUUAAUUGAUAAGAAUAUAAGUAAACCUGAGUGUAGCAAUGGAUUUUUAUUCGAUGGAUUUCCUCGCACAAUCAACCAAGGUGAACAACUUGAACAUUUACUUGAAAGCAGACAAAAACGACUUGAUGCUGUCAUUGAAUAUGCCAUUCCUGAUGAUCUACUGAAACGACGUAUCCUUGGUCGACUUAUCCAUAAAUCAUCAGGUCGAACCUAUCAUGAGGAAUUCAAUCCACCAAAAGAAUCCAUGAAAGACGAUGUUACAGGUGAACCACUCGAACGUCGUUCAGAUGACACAAGUGAAACACUCAAUGCCCGUUUGAAUACAUACCAUAAACAAACAACACCCUUGAUUGAAUUCUAUCAGCAAAGAAAUAUUCAUCAGUCAAUCGAUGCAACACAAAAGGUGAGCGAUGUUUAUCAACAAUCACUUGAUCUUGUUGAUAAUCUACGUAAACAACCAACAUACAAACCAUUAGAAGUUAACAAAGAACAAGGUACAGUUCGACAAAUGGAAACUAGUGUGAAUCGAAAUGAUUUUGACGACACAUUAACCAUCAAAAGUAAACCAAUCAAUAACCAAAUCGAUGUGGAUACAAGUAGUCUAAGCAAAAAUUUCCUCUAUGUUUACAAUUCAGUGACAUCAGUCUUGCGUGAUCGUGGAAUUAUCUGA